Apodemus sylvaticus (European woodmouse) is the source of this 1309-nucleotide messenger RNA. It is a transcript of the gene Il11, whose product is annotated as interleukin 11. Gene Ontology annotation, cellular component: cytoplasm. Bases 1 to 1191 code for a protein of 396 amino acids. Gene Ontology annotation, molecular function: growth factor activity; cytokine activity. NCBI's taxonomy places the organism in Eukaryota, Metazoa, Chordata, Mammalia, Rodentia, Muridae. The record is from RefSeq and is a predicted model, not a curated record. The transcript is spliced from 5 exons. Gene Ontology annotation, biological process: positive regulation of cell population proliferation; positive regulation of MAPK cascade.
AUGGCAGCAAAUCCCAGAGGACGGGGUGAACAGGCAGGGGAGGCGGACGACAGAGAGGUGCGGGACAGAAAGCUUAAGGAGACAGAUGCGCACCGGGUAGGGGACGGAUUCCGGCGUCCGGGGGCGGACAGGAGACGCCCGGCCCGUCUACCCGCCCCGGGCCGCGUCUGCUCCGACGGGCGGGGCAGCCAGAGCCGGGGAGGGAGAGGGAAGCCCGCCCCGGCUUGGGCUUUGCGACCUGCCCCGGGGCGCCCCACCCUGAGACUCAAGACCUCCCUCAGACCCAGGAGCUCAAACCUCAGCUCUUCUCCCUCAGAACCUGGAGUCCAGAAUCUAGCCCUCAUUCUGCAGAUCCAGGGUCCUGAGGCCCAGCCUUCCCUCCUUCAGACCCAGAAUCUAGGCUACAUCCAUCCCCUCUCCUCCAGACCUCAAAGUCCAGACCUCAGUCCUUCAAAACCAAAAUUCUGGACUCUAACCUACCUCACUCAGACCCAGGUUCUAGACUCUAGCUCUUAUUUCUCAGAGGGAGAAGAAUUUAGACGCCAGCCCUACUCGCUCAGACCCAGAGUUUGGCCUGAUUUAUCCCUUCUGUCCAAAGGUGUUUGUCGCCUGGUCCUGGUGGUGCUGAGCCUCUGGCCACAUAGAGUCGUUGCCCCUGGGCCACCAGCUGGUUCUCCUAGAGUCUCUUCAGACCCUCGUGCAGACCUGGACAGCACCGUCCUCCUGACCCGAUCCCUCCUCGCAGACACACGGCAGCUAGCUGCACAGAUGAGAGAUAAGUUCCCAGCGGAUGGAGACCACAAUCUGGACUCCCUGCCUACCUUGGCCAUGAGCGCUGGGACACUGGGAACUUUGCAGCUUCCUGGUGUGCUGACAAGGCUUCGAGUCGACUUGAUGUCCUACCUCCGGCAUGUACAAUGGCUGCGCCGUGCCGGUGGUUCUUCCCUAAAGACUCUGGAGCCAGAGCUGGGGGCCCUGCAGGCCCGACUGGAGCGACUGCUUCGCCGUUUACAGCUCUUGACGUCUCGACUGGCCUUGCCCCAGGCUACACCAGACCAAACCGCGGUCCCCCUGGGCCCUCCUGCCUCAGCCUGGGGAAGCAUCCGGGCAGCGCAUGCCAUCCUAGGAGGGCUGCACCUGACCUUGGACUGGGCCGUGCGGGGCCUGCUGCUGUUAAAGACUCGGCUGUGACUCAGGACUGAAAGCCACCAUCUUUUCUCUGCCCUUUAAAGCCAGAUCUUAUUUAUUUAUUUAUUUUGAUACUAGGAGGAGGGGCGUGGUGAUCAGGGGCAUGCCACACCCCAAACAA